Molecule: messenger RNA, 3007 nt
Organism: Schistocerca americana (American grasshopper)
Lineage: Eukaryota; Metazoa; Arthropoda; Insecta; Orthoptera; Acrididae
Product: homeobox protein invected-like
Exons: 4
Coding region: 1-978 (325 amino acids)
Biological process (GO): neuron differentiation; multicellular organism development; regulation of transcription by RNA polymerase II
Cellular component (GO): nucleus
Molecular function (GO): RNA polymerase II cis-regulatory region sequence-specific DNA binding; DNA-binding transcription factor activity, RNA polymerase II-specific
Source: RefSeq, a predicted model, not a curated record
AUGCUCUUAUUGGUGGCGGUGGCCACACCCGGCCGGUGGGCGUCACACGACUCCCAUUGGCCGGCCGAGGGAGAGAAGUUUUUUUUUGCUCCGCCAGCGCUCCCCACCACGCACCGGCCGGCGGACGCCCCCCUCCACGUGGGCUCUGCCGCAGCGCGACCGCGAUGUGACACGGCUGAGAUGGCGUCGACGACGGUGAUGGUGCGGGACGCCGCGUCGGUCCACAGCGACGACGACGACGCCGACUCGCUGCUGAGCGUGGGCAGCGAGUCGCUGCCGCCGCCGCCUGUAGCCGCCGCCGCCGCCGCCGAAUGCAAGACCUGCUCGGCGUCGGCGUGCUCGCCGUCGGCGCCGGCGUCGUCGGGCCCGGCGGCGCCGCUCAGCUUCAGCAUCGAGAAUAUCCUGCGGCCGGAGUUUGGAAAGCGGGCCUCCGUGACGGCCGCCAAAGCGCCGCAGCGGCCGCCGCAGCCGCAGCCGCAGCAGCCCACCGCCGCCACCGCCCCCGGUGCCACCCCCGGCGCCGCCCCCAGCGCCGCCGCGCCCGUCGAUCUGUCGCCGGUCGGCGUCUCCGCGUCGUCGCCUCCCAUGCUGUGGCCCGCGUGGGUGUACUGCACGCGAUACUCGGACCGCCCGUCGUCCGGAAGAAGUCCGCGGUCGCGCCGACUGAAGCGCAACAAGAAGCCGGAGGAGAAGCGGCCGCGCACGGCGUUCAGCGGCGAGCAGCUGGCGCGGCUGAAGCACGAGUUCACCGAGAACAGAUACCUGACUGAGCGCCGCCGCCAGGAGCUGGCCAGGGAGCUGGGCCUCAACGAGGCGCAGAUCAAGAUCUGGUUCCAGAACAAGCGAGCCAAGAUCAAGAAGGCCAGCGGACAGAAGAACCCGCUGGCGCUGCAGCUGAUGGCGCAGGGCCUCUACAACCACAGCACCGUGCCCAUGACGCGCGAGGAGGAAGAGCAGGCCAUCGCCUCCGACAAGUGAAUCGCUGCGCCUCUCUUCGUUCACUAAUCUUACGGAAUUUCGCUGCCGCGACUACUGGGUGCACACUGCACAAAAUGAAAUUCGGCAAGCGAAUAGUGAGUGCUCGCGCCUACGGUUCCAUUGUGUGCACUGACGGAUAAUUUGGCCAGUUCCUUACCAGGACUUCUUAGCGCUCGAACUGAAGUGAGCUCUUCGUUGCUAUUCAAUGGACAGAAGAAAUGAACUCGAAUUUUUCAGAUAGGUUUCUGAUGAAGUGCCACGGGUACCAGAUUUCUUUCAAAAGACAUUCUAAGUGUAUUAAGGAAAGAAACAACAGUAGAGGCUGGAAAUUGUAAAGAAUGUGGCAGACUGCUCUAGCAACUGAAUAAUACCUUUUGUGUUCAGUGGUGAAGGAAUGCAUGUAAGAAAUUCUGUCUACAACAUAUCAGUUUACAGUGUAGCAGACUGCUUAAAAUGACACUAGAAUCCACAACCGACUAAUGACGUGUCGGUGUCACUAAAGUGUGGAAAACAAAUGUAGACAUUUUGAAACUAUGUACCUCACUGUGAAAUCAGUGGCUGAAGUUUUUAAGGGACAGGAGUUUCCUGGAUCGACCGCAAGUCUUUCUUGGCAAUCGCCACCUGAAUUCUGCCAACCUUUAAACUGAAAGUUGUACGCAGUCGACUGUAUUAUGUGUAGAGGAGCAACCUCGCAUUGUGUUUUAUCUGUGUCUCUUAACUGACAGAAUGACUGUGCAAUAAUUUAGUACCCAUUUUUUUUCACAUAACAAUGAGCAUUUCCUCCAGACGAUCUACCGACAUUAGUUUUAUACAUGUAUCAGUCAACUGCGAACAGCAAGUGUAAAACAAGUAUUUAAUCGGAUGUAGAACCAAAGGAGCUUUUAAACAUCCUGCAAAUAAGCUAAAGCACAAACAAAUUGUUUUAAACAAAAUAUGCGUGUGUACAAAUGUGUAACAAUGUAAAUGUGACUGAUUUUUCAUUAUUAUUAUUAUUAUUUUAUUAUUAUUUGCAGAUGAUGAUAGAUCUAUAUCGAUUCAAACGUGUUGAAAGUAUAUAUUUAUACUGUAGGAUCAGAUCAAACAUAUGGUGCAACAUUUACUACUUAUAUCUUUGAACCAAAUAUGGCGUCACAUCAAGGCCUUGUACAUUUUCCAGUACAUAACAAUUUUUUUCUCACUCGAGAACUCUUGUUAGCAAGAUAAUGCUCAAUAAGAAAGUUAUUAGUCUUAUUCAUCAUUGCUUAGAAAUGUCGCUUGAGGAAUUGUAUAAGUGUUUUUUGCUUUUAUUUUCUCUCUGUUAAGAAGCAGCAGAGGAACCCGUUACCAUAUAUCUUCUUUUAUUGAUUCUACUGAGAAACUUGAACAUUUUCACAUUGCAGUAGUGAACUUUUUUUGAAUAAUUCAUUUCGGUUGCCCAGUUGUACUCUGAAAGAGAAAGAUAUAGCAAUAACUUUUUACUUCGGAUGUGCGAUAAUUAAAUAAAUAAUUAAUUGUGCAGUCUGCCAAGUUUAACGUCUUAUUUAUCAUGGAAAUAAGAAGAUAUUACACCAAAGUCUGAUUAAUUUAUUGUCCAUGUGUUAGAAGUAACUGGAAAGCAUUGCUUGAUUUGAUGACUGCCAGAUACUGUUAGCAAGAUGACGUACUUCCACAGCUGUCUCUCUCUUCAGUAACAAAAAUUGAAAAAACUGAGAAUAUUUAGUGUAUAAGGAAGACAAAAAUGUACAUAUAAUUCAGAAAUGCUCUAUACUCGUUUAAACGUGUAGAAUGUACAGAAAAUAUCUAGAUAUAAUUUAAUACGAUAUAAAAUGUAUAUACAUUGUACCUACAUAUUCCUACAUGUUCUCUUGUAGCAUUGGUAGAGACUAAUUACUGCAUGCAUGAGACAAGAUUUCUUGCUGAAAACAGCAAUUCCAAUAAGCGAAUUAUGCCCAUUUGAUUGUGACUGUAAAAAGUAGUGAAUGGUAACAUUAAAAUAACUGCAGUAUUUUUCCUCAUUUUCAUGCAAAGAUAUGUACUUAAAAUAUUUAUU